CUCAAAGAGGUUGUACCCGAUCACAAGCUACCCGGCUGGAGGCAGAAGAGCAUCCCCACAGCAGUCAAAGACGUCUCAGAUCAGUCUUCAAGGGCAACAGCCAGAGCAGUCAAGUGCAGUGACAAGCCACUUGGAGGCAUUCAACUCAUCGUCUGCGGAGACUUUCUUCAACUCCCACCGGUCACUAAGACUGGUGAGAAACGGGUAUUCUGCUUCCAGUCGGCAGCAUGGACUCAGUGCAUCCAGCUUACAAUGGAACUCACUCAAGUCAAACGCCAAGAUGAUCCCGUCUUCAUCAAUAUCUUGCAGAAUAUACGCAUUGGAAGAUGUCCACAGGAGCUAUGUGAUCGUCUGACUGCUACGGCCAAUCACAUCAUCGAUCGGGAUGGUAUCCUAGCAACUAGGCUGUGUACCCACAAACAGGACGUUGACCUCUUGAAUCAGGUUCACCUCAAGAAACUGACCGGAGAUCCUAGAGUGUUUGAUGCCUGGGACAGCGACCCCAACCUAGUGAGUAUUAUCAACAGUCAGUGUCCAGUCCCUAGGAGUCUUGAGCUUAGGGUUGGAGCCCAGGUCAUGCUGGCCAAGAAUCUUGACGUACAGCAGGGUCUGGUCAACGGAGCUAGAGGGGUGGUAACAGGGUUCGGCGCAGGGGAAACUGGCCUACCCAUAGUGAAGUUUAUGUGCGGCGUUGAGCAGGCCAUACGGAUGGAACGUUGGCCGAUACGAGCCGGUGCUGGUCUGGUACUCAGCCGUCGGCAACUCCCUCUCAAGUUGGCCUGGGCAAUAUCAAUUCACAAAAGCCAGGGAAUGUCCUUAGACUGUGUGGAAAUCUCGCUCGCUCGUGUCUUCGAGUGCGGCCAAGCCUACGUGGCUUUAUCCCGAGCCCGUAAUCUAGAGGGCCUACGCGUCGUUGAUUUUGAUCGGGCCUGCGUGCGCGCCCAUCCGGACGUCGUCAAGUUCCAUCACGUCUUGCGGAGGCAGCAGCGCAUGAUGCAGACUGAGAUCGAAGACUACACACAAGAUAAGGAAAACAUCAGGCCGUAUCUUUAGCAGGGAUUAGUAUAUCAGGUUUUUAUCUGAAUUACAAGAUUUUGAGUCAACCUGAUAAAGAAAAUCAGCUG
This is a messenger RNA of Asterias rubens (European starfish), 1124 nucleotides long. RefSeq names its product ATP-dependent DNA helicase PIF1-like. The annotation marks the transcript as partial. Gene Ontology annotation, molecular function: DNA helicase activity. The transcript is spliced from 7 exons. Gene Ontology annotation, biological process: telomere maintenance; DNA repair. The record is from RefSeq and is a predicted model, not a curated record. NCBI's taxonomy places the organism in Eukaryota, Metazoa, Echinodermata, Asteroidea, Forcipulatida, Asteriidae.